Messenger RNA from Quercus lobata, 1685 nucleotides. Its product is annotated as acyl-CoA thioesterase 2-like. NCBI's taxonomy places the organism in Eukaryota, Viridiplantae, Streptophyta, Magnoliopsida, Fagales, Fagaceae. The transcript has 17 exons. Bases 124 to 1422 code for a protein of 432 amino acids. Gene Ontology annotation, molecular function: fatty acyl-CoA hydrolase activity. Gene Ontology annotation, biological process: acyl-CoA metabolic process; fatty acid catabolic process. The record is from RefSeq and is a predicted model, not a curated record.
UGCUUCUUAUAAAAAGCCGGAACGGAACCCCUGUUAAAGUGUUUACCGCUUUCUUAUUUUAACGUCUCUCUCUUUCUCUCUCUCUCUCACUUUCACAAUUUUCCGUUGCUCAAUCAAUUUCCGAUGGACGCAGUCGACACCGAAUCAGUGAUGGAGUUCUUGAGCUGUGUCCCGUUGCUACAGAGGCUACCAGGCUUGUCUCUCAAGAAAAUCGCUGAAGUUGUCUUCGUCAAACGCUAUGAUCCUGGAGAGCAUGUUGUUCGUGAGGGUGAAAGUGGCGAUGAAGUUUACUUUAUAUGGGAUGGAGAGGCUGAGGCUGUCGGAUCUGUUGCUGCUGAUGAAGAAAGUCGUACAGAGUUCCAAUUGAAGCGAUAUGAUUAUUUUGGUUAUGGCAUGUCUACACUUGUUAAUGAGGCAAAUGUAAUUGCUUUGACUAAGCUGACAUGCUUGGUGCUACCCCGUGAACAUUGUAGUUUGCUGCAGACAAAGUCAAUCUGGAAUGCGGAAAAAGCCCUCGAGACAUGCUCACUUGUGGAGAGUAUAUUACACUUGGAGCCAAUAGAAGUAAACAUAUUCCGGGGGAUCACCUUGCCAGAUGCACCAAAGUUUGGAAAGGUUUUUGGAGGACAAUUUAUUGGACAGGCAUUGGCUGCGGCGUCAAAAACUGUUGAUUUUUUAAAGGUUGUCCAUAGUUUGCAUGCGUAUUUUCUUCUUGUUGGGGAUUUUGACAUGCCAAUCAUAUAUCAAGUUCAACGAGUACGUGAUGGGAAAAGCUUUGCUACCCGAAGAGUAGAUGCGAUACAGAAGGGAAACAUUGUAUUCACAUUACUUGCUUCAUUUCAGAAAGAAGAAGAAGGGUUUGACCACCAGGAAGCAACAAUGCCUUCUGUACCUGCCCCAGAGAUGCUUCCAUCAAUGGAAGAGCUACGUGAGAGACGUCUCACGGAUCCACGUCUACCGAGGACUUAUCGGAACAAGGUGGCCGCUAAAACUUUCAUCCCUUGGCCCAUAGAGAUACGGUUUUGUGAGCCCAGAACUUCAACCAAUCAGACUAAAUCUCCUCCAAGUUUGAGGUAUUGGUUUAGAGCAAAAGGCAAACUCUCUGAUGAUCAGGCCUUGCAUAGAUGCGUAGUGGCAUAUACUUCAGAUCUGAUAUUUCUUCAAGUUAGUAUGAAUCCCCACCGUAGGAAGAAUUUGAAGACAAGUGCUGUUAGUCUGGACCACUCGAUGCACUUUCACCGGCCUGUCAGAGCUGAUGACUGGCUAUUAUUUGCGAUAUACAGUCCUGCUGCCUACAAUGCACGCGGCUUUGUUUCUGGUGAAAUUUUCAAUAGAAAGGGAGAGCAUGUUGCAUCGGCAACUCAAGAGGGCCUACUUAGGGUGCUUAAAAGUACAAUUCCACCUGCGGCGUCGAAGCUGUGAAUUGGUUGAUGCUAGGCCAUGCCAAUGGAGUAUUAUGCUAAACUUUUGGUGAUCCAUCAGGUUUAGGUGCCAAGAUUUUGCCCGUUCCCCAAUAUUUACCUUUUAUAUUAAAUAUUCAAUAAUGAUUUGUGCAGUUGUAACAAAAAUGAAAAAGGGCGAAAAUCAAUUAUUCCAACUAUGUAGCAUUUAAGAUUUGAUUUUUCUCUCUUUCUUUUUCUCUUGUAAAAUUUUAUCAUGAUAAAAGGCAAUCACAUUCACAUGCA